GGAAGCCGAGCCAUCCAGGAGGAGCCCAGGGAGCCGCACUGAGAUCCAGGGCGCCGCGGAACUGAGCAGAGCACAGAGCCCAGGCUGAGAUACAAGGAAAAUGAAGAUUCUACUGAGUAUCAUAAUGAUGGCCAUCUUAUGCACUGACUUCGUCCCUGUGUUUAAUGGGAACGCGUCAUCUGCUUUGAAAAAUACCAACAUUACCCGAAUGAGGUGGUGGAAAAUUGAAACUACACCAAGUUUAGGACCCCUCCAGUGUCACGUAUGCAUGGGUGACUUCCAGUGUCAAUCACCACAGGCGUGUGCCCCUACCGAAAAAUUCUGCAUCAUCGCUCAGACCGAGGGAAACCAGAACAACGUGAUCAAGUACUGUUCAGAAACGUGCCCGUUUAUGGAGGACUUCCAUGGAAGAGGCAGAGAGGACUUACUGUACAUUGCCUGCUGUGCCCAGAACUUGUGCAAUUAUAAAAGACUGCGGAGCGGGCACAGAGCGCUCCGUGCUAGUGUCCAAGCGGUGGCAGUGGCAUUUGUGGCGAGCUUCCUCGGGACCCUCAGGAUCGGACCAGGAUAUGUUGGGAUAGAACUGUGACCUCUGAGACCUUGCCAUGCCGCGUUCCUCUCAGUAAGAAAUUCUCACCCAUGCCAUCCCAUUAAUCUUCUGGACGGGAGCUAUCUGGGGCCCUGGGAGCCUUUCCCAUAGCUCCUGAGAGCCGUUGUAGGAUCCCUUCCCUGGCUUAUGUUCUUUAUGUUUCUUUGAGAUGUUUGGAAAAUGUUAUCUAGAUGCUCACUGGUAUUAUGAAUAGUAACAAUAAUUAUAAGAUUUUCCAUUGC
Molecule: messenger RNA, 831 nt
Organism: Vombatus ursinus (common wombat)
Lineage: Eukaryota; Metazoa; Chordata; Mammalia; Diprotodontia; Vombatidae
Product: lymphocyte antigen 6D-like
Exons: 4
Coding region: 101-589 (162 amino acids)
Source: RefSeq, a predicted model, not a curated record